This is a messenger RNA of Actinia tenebrosa (Australian red waratah sea anemone), 2017 nucleotides long. RefSeq lists its product as uncharacterized. The record is from RefSeq and is a predicted model, not a curated record. NCBI's taxonomy places the organism in Eukaryota, Metazoa, Cnidaria, Anthozoa, Actiniaria, Actiniidae. Gene Ontology annotation, molecular function: protein binding.
AAUUCAYAACAACACGAUGUUUUUGCGAUGAGAAGAUAAAUAUCGGCUCAAUACCAUGAAAUAAGCUUCAUAAUGGACGAAAGAGAGAGACUCUAUAGUUUUUAUGUGACGUAGAUGUCCUAAUCUUCGUAAGAUGUCUUCAUUGUGGGUCAAACUUGAAUCCAUUUGCCUUGAUUCUGGUAAAUAUGAUACUACGAAACUUGUCUUCAAAUCCUGGCAAAAUAAAUCGAUUAAUGAUAUCAAGUAUGUUAUUCAAGAUACUUUAAGUGUGCCUGUCUGUGACCAGAAAUUAUUUUACCGUGGGAAUGCUUUGAGUGAUGAUACGUUGAGCCUAAGUUGCUUGUACCUUCGAGAUGGCGACUCAAUCAAAGUUGAAUAUUCUGCUACUGCAGAUAUUGAUGGUAUGAAACCACUCAUUGCUAAUCUAAAGGAAUUUUCAAGACAAGUUAUUCACAGAGACCCAAAUCUCUUCGAAAUCUCGAGGUCUACAGAUUUUUCAGGCUUUCCAAACUAUGACCUUGUAGUCAUGUCGAUGGAAAAUUUAGCGUUUGAAUAUUUUAUACCAUGGAAGACUGCUAUAACUGUUGCUCAGAGACACUACUUCGUUCAAGAAGGGUCUUUUGAUGACUUCAUGGAGGUGUUUAAAUUCUCUAUGCUACGAUACAGACUGGUGGACAGUGAUGACGGCAAAAGUGAUAUUUCAGACCUGGAGAUUCAAGUUGAAUAUUACAACAAUGAACAGAUGGUUUUGCAGAUGCACUGUUUGAGUUUACUGUGGAACUUCUCUGAGACAAGCGAAACUAGACAAAUAGUUUUACAACAUGGUGGUUUACAACUAGUGUGUGAUGCACUGCUCCUUAACCCUAAUGAUUGUGAUGAAAAUAAUGAUACUUUCUGGGCGAUUCUGAGUAUCAAUGAAACAGCUGUUGGUAGCCUUGUUCAGUAUGCUGAAUUUCAAGACACACAACAGACUCUUGCCAACAACAGAGCAAUAGUAAACAAGCUUAUGUACAUGGUAGAAUGCCGCUUGAAGCGAGAGACAAGUUAUUAUCCUCUGUAUUCAAGCCAGAUUUCUGCCAACACUCUGUUCUGCUGUGCAUGUAAUAUCAAAUCCCCAGUGGCAUUUGUAGAUAAUGGAGUUCACAUUAAAAUGAUUGAACUAACGACAAAGCUUUUGAACCAAGAUCAUAAUAUGGCUUUGAGGUAUUACUGCUGUCUCUUUCUGGCAAGGAUUCUUGUUUGUCCCCUGGUGAAAUUGGAGCCUGAAGUUACUGAACAAAUAGAUGGAUUGCUCUCUUCAUUCAUGAAUGAGCACAGCCCUAAAGAUGUUUCUAGCUGGGAGGAAAAACACAACUAUGUUUGGGUCACUCUAGUUCCAUUUGUGAGCGUUGCUUUUGCUGGAGGUGUAAAAUGUGAUGCACAAGAGACUCAAAAUGUUAAAGAUGAGACAAGAUAUAAAUAUGGUAGAUGGCCCGGGACUACAGAAACACAGAAAAUGGGAGUAUUUUGUAUCAAACACAUGUUAUAUUUGAAAGAAAACUGCCAACUACUCAUAAGCCAAAACUUGCUCCCUUAUUUAAUAUGUCUCAAAUGGCAAUUAAAAGGACCUUUGAAGACUGAUCUUGAGGAAGCCAUGCAAAAGUUACCAGAUGGUAAAUGCCCUCCAAGCCUUUCUGUUAUUGCAAGAAGUCAGCUUGCUUAUGUAAUGGGCUUUGAGGUUGCUCUACGCAUGUAGAAGAUACAUUUAUUAACUAGAAUAUAUAAUGUAUUUGUAACUUGGCAAGUAAGGUUGGAAAAUUUUAAGAAAUCUAUUUUGCUUUUUGUUUUUCUUUCAUGGGGUUUAAUGGGAUGAAUUAUCCAGAGAUGUCAUGACUUUACGUGAUAUGGAAGGGUGAAUUCUAAAAUAUUGCAUGUAAACUAUUUCUAUGGCAAAAACAGGGUUAUGUUACCUUUACUUGUAUUUUAUCUGGUAGGGAAAAUAAUGAAUUUAAAACUGAUAACAACAAAGACUUUAAAA